CACGCGCGUUCAGACCCCUGGCCUCGGGGAGUCCACCGGCCGUGGGGCUGGGGGCCAACCGCUCCGUGGGCGGAGUCCUCACGCAGCAUCUGCCAGGUAGCUUCUCAGUCGCUGCCCCUAGCUCUAGGAACUCCUGGGUGCACACGCCGUAACCGUCCCUUGUCGGGAGUCCUAUCGCAGGUUUUUAAGCAACAGUCCUCAGGAGGGCCAAGAGAUACUCACGGUGAUGUCUUCCCCCAGACUCAUUCCCCUGUGGAAAGAUUUAAAACUUCUCCUAAAUGACGUCAUAAAUAAAAGCAAGCAACCUUUAGAAGACCCAAAGAAUUACCUAGUUGUGCUGAGCGACCAGUCCCAGAUACUGUUCAAAGAAUCUCGCUAUCCUCAAAAUAUGCCGUGUGUAUGCUGUUACUUCAGUGAUGCCUACUUCUUCGCCUCCCUCUCUUGGGUGACAACGAACACAAAAGAAAUACAGGCUGUAGUAUGGAUGAAGAGCAAAACUGAGGACAUAGUUGAGAAGAGAACAUUCUCCAUGACUGAACGAUUGCCACCCAUCCAGUCUAUGGUGCACACAGGUUCCUUUCAUAUCCUUGUGGUCUACUGUGGCGACCUGAUCCUGCGACUCUUUGGGGACCACUUUCGGGCAUUCAAACCCCUAGGUAAAGUGCCCUGCCGCUUCAACAUCAGCUGCCUCUGCUAUGACCCGGAAAUGAAGAUGCUGCUGUCCGGUAUCCUGGGGGCAGUGGUCACCUGGGUCAUUGAGCAAGGUGGCACGGGCCUCCAAAUAGCCCACAUAGUCUCCAUGCCAGGUGAUGAGCUUGUCCAGGACAUCGUGCUAAAUGGUCCCAAUGGCUCCCUCUUGGCCCUGUGUGAGACGGUGGUGAGGGUCCUUAUGCGCCAGGGCAAGGGCCAGCUGGGGGAGGUGAAGAGAUUCACAUCCACCAGCAGUGGCUCCUCCAUCACCUGCUGCUUCACCUGUUUUGAUCAGGGCUUUUUCUAUGUUGGAAACCAAGCUGGGGAAAUCCAAGUUUGGAGCCUCCAUCAGGGCCAUCCACUCCACAGUUUCCAGGCCCAUAACUCAUCAGUGAUCUGCAUCCAUAGCCGACCAGAGGCCCACACCCUGCUAACAGCUGGAAGUGACAGCCUAAUCAAGGAGUGGAACCUGACUUCAGGGAGCCUGCUCCGGCGGCUAGAGCUUGGCGAGGAGCUGUACCAGCUCCAGUUUAUUGACAGCAUUACUUUCUUCUGCCAAACUGCCCACAGUUUUUCCUUGCGCCGCCUACCCUGCUUCUACAGCCUCUUCAAUGUCUGUGGCUCUGCUCCCCAGCAGUUGCGUCGGGUCUGCUGUGGGGAUAACUGGUUCCGGAUCCUGUGUACUACUGAGGAUGGCUUGUUGCGCUUUGUGUCCCCAAUAACAGGGGAUCUUCUGGUUAUCACCUGGCCCUUCUCAAUCCUGGACCAGGCUGUGGAUUGGGCCUACGACCCAGGUAAAGAGGAGCUCUUUGUAGCAACAGGCAGCUCCGAGGUGCUGGUAUUUGACACAACCCGCUGCCCUUGCCCAGCCAAGUAUCUCUUAUGCACCUCCCCAAAUUCUCAGGACUUUGUACAAUGCCUGGCUUACGGGCAUUUCAAAUUGGGGCAGGGCCUGGAGGGACUGAUAUUCUCUGGGCACCAGAGUGGUGUGAUAAGAGUGCUCUCCCAGCACAGCUGUGCCCGAUUAGAAAAAUUCAUGCACUUUGGUGCUGUACUGGCACUCUCCACACUGUCUGGAGGGAUUAUGGGUGGCCAAAGAAACUCUCUGCUCUGUUCCUAUGGAAUGGAUGACUAUGUGCACCUGUCAGAAGUGGUGCUUGGUGGGGUCAAAGUGCAUCUGCGACCUCUCGCCAGCAUUCUCAGCAGCUGUCACCUCACACAUCUGAUACUCUUGCCCAAGUCUGUGGGUGCCAUCACAGAGACAAACUGCCUGCGUCUCUGGAAGUUCCAUGAUUUUAUGUCCUUUGGGUCACAGGAUGGCUUGAAAUUUAUAGAAACACUGCCUCUGCACCAGUGUGCCAUCACAUCCUUUGAUGUCUGCCUGUCCUUGAGUCUUUUCGUCACAGGUUCUAUCGAUGGCUCUGUUCGGAUCUGGGACUUCCAGGGCAGACUCAUAGCCAUUCUGGACUCAUCACUGCACUUUGGCCCACUCUGUUUUGCAAAUGACCGGGGUGACCUGCUUGUGACUUUCAACCAGAGUCUUUACCUGGUGUCCUGUUUAAAAUUGCUCCCCCCAGCCCUGCUGACUCACCUUUCCUAUAUGAGUUUACCAGAUGAAGUACUGGAAGCCCCUAAGCCUUUCAUACCAAGCUUCUUCUUCUCCUUUGAGACCAUGUUUGUGCCCAAGUACAUCUACCUUGGACAAGGGCAACAGAAAUUAGUGGGUCUGGAGAAACUUGUCAACAACCGAGCCAUUGCCUUUGACCAUUCUGUGCCACAUGUGAUAGAAGAAGAUGAGAAAGGGAGCCCAGUGUUACUGUGUUCCUCCAUGCAUUAUUCUUUGCAGAACAUGGAAGACUGGAUGCAGAUGAGCAAACGUUACCGCCACCAUUAUGUGCUUCCUCCCCAACUACAACUGACUAGCUGGGAUGGACUCAACCCCUAUCAGAUAUUGCGAUACUACUUUGGUCAUGGGCGGGAAUGGCUUUUGGCCCCUGAUUGCUAUAUCCCCAAUUCGGUGAUUCGUGCUCGUCUUUGGCCAGAGGGCACCCCAAUAUACCUACAGUGCAACCUGCAUGCACCCCAGCGGGAGUUGGAAUGGGACAGGUUUCAAGAAUUCUUUUUCUGGCACAGCAGGGUAAGAGCUAUAAGCAAUAUAGAAUAUUCAAAGAAGGAGGAGGAUGAACACUUCCUAGAAAUGAGACUUUCUAAGGAUGUAACCUACAGUGUCCUUAUAGAUAGAGCAAACCGAAGUUGGCUGGGAAGAAAGAUGAGUGAAAUAGCCAUUAAUAGCAUGAUUGAGACAAUGCUCAAUAUUAUGAUCCAUGCUUCCUCACUGAAGUACCAAUCCUGUGUUGCUGCACUAGGGCAAAUCUUUGCCUCUUACCAGGUGUCUCCAACCCUACGCUCUGAGACAGCCCGUAGGCUACUGGAUGAUACAACCAAUUCCAACCCACUGAUCCGAGAACUAGCUUGGGAAGGGUUGAAGCGUCUAGGAAUGAUUACUCAUCUUUUUGCCGUGCCUCUGGCUCAAGGAUUAAUGGACAAGGAUGAAAGAGUGAGGAACAAAACCCUCAUGCUCAUGGCUGAGAUUGGAAUCCAUUCUAGGACCUCACUCUUACAGCUGAUCCAGAAACCAGAGACUUUUCAGGAGAUGCAGCAGGAGAUGAUCGGGGAGGAACACUUGGACCAUCUGCUGGGGAUGCGGGCCACAGAUCUCCAAAUCCUUUACACUCAAGUGGAGCAGAGAUUGAAUGAAAAUCUGACCUUGUCAAGUAGUGAUGAAAAGCCGGCUUUUUCUUUAGAUGUCUCAAAACUUUCUGAGCUUAAAUCCUUUCCCAUGAAAGCCCCAACAAGUUCUGAAGAACCUGAAGUAGCCGUUAAGCCAAGCAAAGGCAAACGACGAGGCCAAGCAGGGAGCAAAAAGCAUAGCCGGAAAUGGUUGCGAGGUCUCAAGAAGAUGAAAGAGAGAGGCUCUAAACAUAUGGGAAGAGAGCUGGGUCUCUUAGAGGAUGAAAGUGGGACUGAGGCUGCACCAAUUGAGAUGGAGGACGUAUCCAUCCAUUCCAAAUGGUCUUUAACCACCAGUGUAAGCACGCUCUUAAAAGAUGUUGACUCUCAAGAGAAAGAUAUCUCACAGGAUCGCAUUGCACUGACCCUGAAGAGGCUGAGGAAAAUACGUGACAAAAGAGACAAGAAAGCAACAGCUCAGAAACCCAAAAAGAAGCACAAGAAGAAGGGAGAAGCCCAAGUUAUAACUGGGGAACCUCCUGUAGUAGAACAGCCAGUUAUUAAAAAGUUUAAACUUCAAGGGCGGGGAGCCUCUGGAGUGUCUGGCCGCAGACCUACCACUGGAGGUGGCUCAACAUGGCGGGAUGAUCUAUGUCAUCUUAUGACCCUGAGGAUAUCUGGUUCCCAAACAGAAAUGUCAGAAAAUCUAACCACUGAGCUAGUGAAAUUUGCUCAGGAGACGCUGGUAGAUAGGCACCCCAGCUGGGAACUCUUUCAGGAGAUCUGCCCCCUCUUGAAGAAAGAAAGUAAGGUUCUGCUUGAGGACCUUGAUUGGGAUGCAGUCCCGCCGGAAGAAAAACCAAGUUUUACUUAUGAAGGAGCAAUUAGAGAGGACAUGACACGAGAUGUGAUGCAAGAAGUGAUCAGACAUAAGGAAGUGCUACCAAGGGAUGAGGAACAAGCACAAAAGACAGCGAAGGACAUGCCGGGCUUGGAGGAAACCCAAGUGAUUUUGAAAAAAAGCAAGAAAAAGAAAGUUAUUUUUUUAGAACCAGGUGACGUAACCAAGGAAAGACAAAUACCAAGGAAAGAAGAGAAGAAAACGUUUCAGAAGUCACCUGAGCGAGAGAGGAAAGCUGUCCAGUGGGAAAGAAAAGCGGGAAAAAUAAAGACGGAAAUGACUAAAGAAGAGAGGGAUAUGAGUGAGGAAGUGAAGGAAACGGCCACACUUGAGGAGGAAGUGGUCGAACAAGAAGAAAGACCAGUUUUGACUAAGAGGACACCAUCUUGGCAGGACUGGAAAAGGUCCUGGGAUGAGUGGAAACAGGUCCAUGGUAAGACAAGGAAAUCCUGGAAGGCAUGGAAGAAAGACUGGGAGAAGAGGCUUCUUCAGGAAGAGGAGAAACUACACCAGGCUGGAGAGAAGCUAUCCCCAGAGGAGGAAAUGCUUCAGGAGGAUCAGAGAAAGCUGAAAUGGAAGGAGUGGAAACAAGUCUGGGAAAAUAUGUUGUCAUCUAAGUCCAAGGAGCAACCGUACGAGGAUGAGGAAGUAGUGACUUUGGAGGAAGAAGUGUCUCAGGAGGGGGAAGAAAAAGAAGAGCAGGUCACAGAAGAGCAGAGACAGAUCCAAGAAGAACACAAACAGGCCAGAAUUCACAGGAAACAAGCCCAAGCUGAAAAAAAACGAGCCCAAGAAGAGAGGAAAUUAGCACAAGAAGAAGAGAAACUUGCACAACAAGAGAGACAAUUGGCCCAGGAAGAGAGAAAACUGGCCCAGGAGUAUAUCAAAAAAACCCAGGAGGAUGGGAAAGUGGCCCAGGCAGAGGGUAAGUUUGCCCAGAAAGAGGAAACACUGGCCCAUAGAGGGGAGGAGCUAAGCCAGGAGGCAGAGAACUUGGCCCGGCAAAGGAGGAAACUGGCCAAGCAACGCGAGAAAGUGGCUAAAGAAGAAGAGAAACUAGCAAAGAAAAGAGGGAAACUGGCCGAGGUAAAAAGCAUAUUGGUCCAGAAAGUGGAAGAAGUGGCCCAGAGGCAGCAAAAUCUGGACAGGCAAAAGGAGCUGGCCCAGAAACUGGAGGAACUGGCAUGGGACAUGGAAGAACUGUCCAGGAAAGAAGAGAAAGUGAAUCAGGAAGAGGAGACACUGACUGAAGAAAAGAAGAUACUGGCUGAGGAAGAGGAGACAUUGGCCUGGGAAAGGGAGAAACUGUCUGAACAAGAGCGAAAACUGGCCCAGGACAAGGAAAAAAUGCCCGAGGGAGAGGAAAGACUGGCCUGGCAAAGGGAGCAACUGAUGGAAAAGAAGGUGAAACUGGCCCAGAAAAGGGAAAGAUGGACUAACCGCAUGGAAGAACUCACAAAGAACAAGGCGAUAGUGUACCAGAAGAAGAGGAAUCUGGCUCAGGAGAAGAAUAAAUGGGCUCAGGGGGAAGAACAUCUACUCUAUGGCCAAGAAAGACUCACCCACAACAGAAAGCAAUUAGCCCAAGUAAACGACAAAUUGAAAAUUUUCAAGAAGACACUGGCUCAGAUGGAGGAGAAGCUGACACAGGAAAAGGAGACAGUGAGCAAGAAGAAGGAGAAACUGUCUAAAAGAGAGAAAAAAUUGGUCCAAGUAGAGGAUAGUCUGGCCGAGAAACAGGAGAAACUGGCUCACGAGAAAAUGAAAUCGGCUCUGGAGAAGGCAAUGGUCCAAGGAAAGAAACGGCUCAGAGGAGAGCUGGAUAUUGCUAAGGAAGAAAAGGCAUUGAACCUGGAAAUGAAAAGACUGGCUGAAGAGAAGAUGAGACUAUUGGAGGGAAAGGAAGCUCUGUCUAAGGGAGAGACUCCCAACACUUCAAGACUAAGGAAAAUGACUAAAGUUGAACAAGAACUAGUUGAGAGGAAAUUGUCACUAGAGGAGAAGAUACUGCUACAUGAAGACAGGUUACUGGCCAUAGAGAAAAGGGAAAUUGCCAAAGGAAAACUGGAAUUUACUAGAGUACAGAGAAUAUAUGCCCAGGAGCAAAGGAAGUUAGCCAAGGAUGCAAGGAUGUUGAUUAAAAAAAAGGAGAGCCUUUCCAAGGAACCAGCAAAACUGAACAAAAUCUUAAAGGCACUUCAAAAACUAAUCAGGGAUGAAAGGACACUAACCGAAGAAGAAAUAAAGGUGACAAAGAUAAGGAGGUCAUUCUUUGCUAAAGAGAGCAGAUUGAAUAAAGAACAGAGUAAACUGGGUAUCAAAGGGUGGGGUUUUUCUGAGAAACAAUCAGAACUGACUAAAGAUGAAAAAAAACUGACUCGGAAGCAGAGAAAACUGGCCAAGGAAAUGAGAAGAAUGAUAAAAAAAGAAGAAAAAAUAACUGAGGAAGAGAGCAGAUUGGCCAGAGCACAUUCAGAAGUCAUACUGGAUGAUGAAGUGGAAGGAGGAACAGAAGAAGAAGAGGUAAUCCCAUUCCUUAAACAAAGGUGGAGAAAGAAGAAAGAGGCCAACGAAGUUGAUGAACCAAAGGAAAAGUUUCCCAGUCAAGUGGAUGAGGUGGAAAGUGAAGAGCAUUUUUAUGAAGAAAUGGAAAGCCUGUUAGAUGAACUAGAGAAGCAAGAGAGUUUGUCUUCUGAGGAGGAGGAGGAGGAGGAGGAGGAGGAUGAAAGGGAUGAAGAGGAGGAAGAAGAAAAGGAAGAGGAAGAAGGGGAGGUGGAGGAAGAGGAGGAGGAGGAGAAGAGAAAGAAGAAAAAGGAAAAGAAGGAGGAGGAGUUUCAGGAGAAGGAAGAAGUGUUUGAGGAGAAAGAAGAAAUUAUGAGUGAGGAAGAGUUAGAAAGUUUGAGUGACAAGGAAGAGGAAGAGGAGAGCAGCUCACUGGAAGAAGAGGUAGACGAGGAAAAAGAGAUCUUAAAAAGAGAAAAACUAUUUAAGUUACAAGACCAAAGAAGAAAGAGCCUAAGAGGAAGGGAAAAAGUCCCUUCCAUUGGAAAAGGAGUUUCUCAUGUCAAAGGCAGGGCUAUGAGACUAAGAGUUCUAAAAAGCCCUUUGAAGAAACUGGUGUCAAUAGCUCUGGAGAUGAGAGAGAAAACACCAGUGCCAGUGCCGGAGAAACAAAUAUCCUGGGAAGAUAAAAAGGCCACAGUAGUUGCAAUACCCAGGAAAUUCUCCGGGACAAUGGAUAAAGAAAGAGAAGUGUUGGGAAAAUAUGAGCCCAUACCUCCCCCUGUUUCGGGUACAGUUUUAGAGUCCCAAGAACAGGACUUAAAAAUCCCAUUUAUGGCCCACAUAUUAAGGAAGACCAUCGAUGCUCAGGAACUCCAGUGCAAACCACUAGGUCCCCAGUGGAAGUGGCUUUUGCAGCAUCUGUCUCUGCUGGGACAGACUGAGGUGCAGUUACCUCUGUCCCAAAUCCGGGCUAAGGAACAACAUGCAGACAUAAGCCUCUCAGAUGUAGAGUGGAUCUGCCAUGUCCUAGAACGAAUGGAAGCAGGAGAAGAGCUUUCCAAGGACAGUUUCCACAGACUGUGCCAGCUCCUCAAAGACCUCACCUCAAAGGGAAAUUUAGAAUGGCUGCAUCUGGCCAAACUUGAAGCCAUUGUGUACCGUCACAGGCAGGCCCUGGAGUCACAAGGCACAAGGAUCUCAAAACCAAGUAGGGAGUCCAUGAGUCCUAAAUACCUGAAAGUGAUUCCUCCUAUACAGGCAAAGGAAAAGGAGAGCUGGCUAGAACCUCUGGCUAUUCCCACACGAAAAUCCCCAUUAGCUACCAAGAGGAUUCCAGACCCAAGGGCUAAAAAUUGGCAUCUUCUAGGAGAGCCUUACAGAAGUGAGAGGGCACAGCAGAUAUCCAUGGUUCACAAGGAGAUGGCAAUGCAACACUUUCAUCCUGCCACAGGAGACAUUUUUCCAAGUAUCUAUGCCUCUGUGGAAAAGCAAACCCUGGCACUGAUGUUUCAGAAGGACUUGCGGGAUUUUAAGGAUAAACGCAGGUUUCCCAAAUUGCCCAAGUUGGAGAAGAAGACACAGCCCAUUUCUAAAAAAAAGGAAAAGUUGCCUUUGUGGGAGACAUUCGUGGCACUGUACCAUGUUUUGCGGAUGCUGCAGCAGAGAUACGGAAAAGACAGCACUGCUUGGAUGGAACAGUUCAACCAGCUCAUGCAGCUGUACCAACUUAAGUCCCCCCGAAUCCAGAGGCUUCUACUAGAGUUACUGCAGGGAGAGGAACUUCAACCCCAAGAGAUCAUCUACAAAGAGGCCCUAAAAGCCACAGAGCUAGUUCCCGGCGAACGGCUGCUCUACUGCCUGUUUUGUGGCGGCUCUCAUACUGCUAGAGGCCCUCAGGAGUUCCAGGGUGUGGUACCCGUCCCUGGGCAGAACAAUGUGCAUACCAUCCUUCCUGUGGGCAUUGCCCAGUAUGGGAUCUUAGAACUUGCCUGGAAGAGCCUGCCCCAAGCUGAUAUUCACCUCACCAAGGCAUUGAUACACACUGUUGCUCCCACUCCCUAAUUUGGAACAGACUGGAGGUAGGGACCUUUCAUUACCAACUGGAGAAAGUCCUGGUCACCAGAAUCUAGACCUUCAGAUAACUUUUUUUUUUCUUUUUAGAUGGAGUUUUGCUCUUGUUCCCCAGGGUGGAAUGUAAUGUCACAAUCUUGGCUCACUACAACCUCCACCUCCCGGUUUCAAGUGAUUCUCCUGCCUUAGCCUGAGUAGCUGGGAUUACUAGCAUGUGCCGCCAUGCCCAGCUAAUUUUGCAUUUUUCGUAGAGACAGGGUUUCUCCAUGUUGGUCAGGCUGGUCUCAAACUCCCAACCUCAGGUGAUCCACCUGCCUCGGCCUCCCAAAGUGCUGGGAUUACAGGAGUGAGCCACUAUACCCGGACCUAGACCUUCAUCUCUGGGCCCACACAAAGGUAGGGCCAGGUCAAAGCCCUUUCCCAGCUCUGGAAACACAGCUUCUAUAUGGGGAAUAAAGAGGAGGUUCUUGUUUGUAACAAGCACUUUGAUGUGUUCUUUCCCCCCAAACUGGUUCCCCAGGAAGGUAGCCAGGGAAACCAUUUACUCAUACUCCUGAGAUGGAGGAAGCAUCCCAAAAGACAGUGGUGCUCACCGUGUGGAUGGUUGAGGCAGAGGAGUCUGUCCUUGACCUCUUCAUACCUUCCCACCAUCCCCUCCAAGAACUCUAAGAGGGAAAGUACCAGGCACAAAAGCUAAUGUAUAUUUGGCAUGAAUAUGAGAGGUACUGAUAUCAUGCAAAGAGAAUGGGCUUUAGAAUCAGAAGACGCAAUAUUUUAUCCCUUAGUAUUUGGGGGCCUACAGUGGGGCUGACUCUAUUUUUCUGAUUGUAGUUCUGCAUGCUGAUGAUUUGAGUCCCAGAUAACAGGAAUACUGGGUGUUGAGGAGGCUCUCAGAGUAAAGGAAUAAUCUUCAACAAGUUUUAGCCAGUACCACCACCAUCUGAUUACUGGAUUUUUCUGAUAGCUCAGGGUUUCCAUAAUCUAAGGUCUAGAUGUACUUCAAGAGUCCAUGAAGCGCUUCAAAUUGAAUGAAAAAAAGUUGUUGGCAUGUGUUAGGUACUUUUUUUCUGCUGAGAAAAAGUCUGUAGCUUUUAUCAGAGUCUUAAUGAGGCUCCUGACACAAAUACAUGAAAUCAACACUUAAGGAGACAGCACAGGGCUUUAGCUCAGACAUUGCCAAUCAUCAGUUGAAUGACCUUCAACAAGUAAUGGCCUUACUGGGCCCUAGUUUUCUAAUUUUGUUUGUUUGUUUUUGUUUUUUAAGACGGAGUCUCACUCUGUCACCCCGGCUGAAAUGCAAUGUUGCGAUCUCGGCUCACUGCAACCUCCGCCUCCCGAGUAGCUGGGACUAAAGGCACUCACCACCAUGCCUGGCUAAUUUUUGUAUUUUUAGUAGAGACAGGGUUUCACCAUUUUGGCCAGGCUAGUCUCGAACUCCUGACCUUGUGAUCCACCUUCCUUGGCCUCCCCAAGUGCUGGGAUUACAGGCACACACCACCAUGCCUGGCUAAUUUUUAGUAGAGAUGGGGUUUUACCAUGUUGGUCAGGCUGAUCUCAAACUCCUGACCUCAGGUGAACCGCCCACCUCAGCCUUCCAAAGUGCUGGGAUUACAGGCGUGAGCCACCGUGUCCGGCCAGGUGGGAAGCUUUUAAUAUGGGAGUGUAAACCAAAAUAAAAUUCUAAGCUCCCAGCCAACUGAAUGGACCCUUCCUCUUGGCCAAGGGCGUUCUAAGGUAUACCUGAAACACUAGUUCCAGCAAUGAUGGUCAGACAUGUCUCAUUAUACCUUCCUUUCUUUGGAAUUCAGGUACAGCUGACCAGCAUUAACACCGAAACAGAGACCUUAAGACUGACAAAGCAUACCCUUUGUAGCAAUAAGAUACCAACAUGGGCCAGGUACAGUGGCUCACACCUGUAAUCCCAGCACUUUGGGAGGCCAAGACAGGUGGAUCACAAGGUCAGGAGAUCAAAACCAUCCUGGCCAACAUGGUGAAACCCCAUGCCUACUAAAAAUUAAAAAAUUAGCUGAGUGCAGUGGCAGGUGCCUGUAAUCCCAGCUACUCAGGAGGCUGAGGCAGGAGAACAGCUUGAACACAGGAGCUGGAGGUUGCAGUGAGCUGAGAUCAUGCCACUGCACUCCAGCCUGGUGACAAAGUGAGACUCCAUCUCACAAAAAAAAAAAAAAAAAAAGAUACCAACAUGACAGACAGCAGACCCUGAAAGAAAUGGAAGUAUUUUAUCCUAAAAUACGUUUCUUUGACAUAUUUUGAAAUGGCCCUGCAAAGCUGAUUCUUGUGGGGCAAAUUGACACAUUUUGUAGAAAAUCCCCUUCCCUUUCCAGGUCUUUUGCCUGAUUCAAGAGAGAAUUAACUAAGAAUCUGGCAUCUUUCUAAGUCUGAUAAAAAAACAUGUACAAAUCUAUUAUCUCUGAGACCUGCUACCUGGACACUUCAUCUGCAUAGUAGGAAUCUUGGUCUCCACAGCCCCUUAUAUUAACCCAGACAUUCCUUCUAUUAUUGAUCGCAGGUCUUUAGAUAAACUCUUUCAACUUCCAGUCAGAAAAUCUUUGAACCCACCUAUGACCUGGAAGUCCCCCACUUCCAGUUGUCCAAUCUUCCCAGACUAAACCAGUCUAAUCUUCUAUGUAUGAUGCUUUAUGUCUCCCUAAAAUGUAUAAAAUCAAGCUGCAGCACAGUCACCUUGGGUGCAUAUUGUCAGAAACUCCUAAGGCUGUAUCACUGGCCAUGGUCACUCAUAUCUAACUCAGAAUGAAUCUCUGCAAAUAUUUUACAGAGUUUGACUCUUUCUGUCGAGAGGAGACAUUUAAGGAUUUUUUUAAGAGUUAAAGAGGAAAGACAGGCCCAGCUUGGCGCGGUGGCUCACGCCUGUAAAUCCCAGCACUUUGGGAGGCCGAGGCGGGUGGAUCACGAGGUCAAGAGAUCAAGACCAUCCUGGUCAACAUGGUGAAACCCCGUCUCUACUAAAAAUACAAAAAAUUAGCUGGGCAUGGUGGUGUGUGCCUGUAAUCCCAGCUACUCAGGAGGCUGAGGCAGGAGAAUUGCCUGAACCCAGAAGGCAGAGGUUGCGAUGAGCCAAGAUCAUGCCAUUGCACUCCAGCCUGGGUAACGAGCGAAACUCCGUCUCAAAAAAAAAAAAUAAACAAAAAUAAAAAAAGGAAAGACACACAAAAGGUAGCUCAACAGUCAAAGACAGGUUUAUUUUGGGACAAUAAACCUGAGAGGGGCUUCUGGCUGAUUUGGUCAGGAGCAUUCUCUCUUACAGACUAAGUAUUUAUUGGUAAGAGAGCUUGGAAUGUUUCUGUGUCGGGAUGAAGUUUACAGUGGGGUUGGAAUGACUCUGGUUAGAGGGGAGGUUAUCUUGGGGUUAUCUCUCCCAGCCAGUUGGGAGGGGAGGUUAUCUUAGGGCUGGCAUGUCUCUGGUUGGGGAGGGGUUUGGAAUGUUUCUGGUUGAAGAUGUUAUUUGUGGUUUAUGGUCAUGCUGACCUCAGCCAUUAGGCUGAUGCCCUUUGGAUUUAGGCAGGUUUUGAUCAACGUGAACUUAAAAUGACAGUGCUUGUCCAAGGUAGCGAUACUUCUGCUCUGUCAUGUUUGUCAUGCUGAUGUGGCCAAAUCAUGGAGAUGGUAAGUUCGAAGGUGUAGGAUGAACAGGGGAAUACUAGGAAUACUGGUAUAAGCCAGGUCCCUGAUAAAGCAAGAGAGAAUGGGGUCCAGAGUCCAGCUGGAAGAAUUAGCUUUAGACAAGGGGAAAAGGAUGUACCUUUCCAGCAUAGUGAGGGGUAUGAAAGAAAAACAUCUUGGGCCCCCAGAAUCACUAAGCUAAAGGGGAAAUUCAAGCUAGGAACUGCUCAGGGCAAAUCUGCCUCCCAUUCUAUUAAAAGUCAUCCCUCUGCCGGGUGCAGUGGCUUGCACCUGCAAUCCCAAAACUUUGGGAGGCCCAGGUGGGCAGAUCACCUGAGGUUAGGAGUUCAAGACCAGCCUGACCAACAUGGUAAAACCCCAUCUCUACUAAAAAUAUAAAAAUUAUCCAGGCAUGGUAGUGUGUGCCUGUAAUCCCAGCUACUUGGGAGGCGGAGACAGAAGAAUUGCUUGAACCCAGGAGGAGGAGGUGGCAGUGAGCUGAUACCAUGCCAUUGCAUGCUAGCCUGGGCAAUAAAAGCAAAACUCCAUUUCAAAAUCAAAAGACAAACAAAAUCAUCCCUCUACUCACUGAGAUAGAUGUAUAUUCUGAUUGCCUUAUUUGAAAAGGCUUAUCAGAAACUCAAAAUAAUAAAACCAUUUGUCUAUCUUACCUGUGACCUGCAAGCCCCCUCCCUGAGUUUUCCCUGCCUUUCUGGAUGGAACCAAUGUACUUCUUACAUAUAUUGAUUGACGUCUCAUCUCCCUAAAAUGUAUAAAACCAUGCUGUGCCUCGACCACCUUGGGCAUAUGUCGUCAGGACUUCCUG
Callithrix jacchus (white-tufted-ear marmoset) is the source of this 13361-nucleotide messenger RNA. RefSeq names its product WD repeat domain 87 (gene WDR87). NCBI's taxonomy places the organism in Eukaryota, Metazoa, Chordata, Mammalia, Primates, Cebidae. Gene Ontology annotation, molecular function: protein binding. The record is from RefSeq and is a predicted model, not a curated record.